GAAGAUGGCGACCCACAGGGACAGCCUUGGAACGGCGGAGGCGGAGGGCAGCGACAGCGGCGUGGGGAGCGCGGGGAGCGCGGGGAUGGAGGUGGUGCUUCUCUCCGAUCCCGCCACCCCCGCCCCGCUGUGCCCUCACGGACCCACUCUUUUGUUUGUGAAGGUGAGCCACGGCAAAGAAGAAACACGGAGGUUUUAUGCCUGCUCCGCCUGUAGAGAUAGGAAAGAUUGUGACUUUUUUCAAUGGGAAGAUGAAAAGUUGUCAGGAGCUAGACUUGCUGCCCGGGAAGCUCGCAACCGAAGAUGCCAGCCUCCUCUGUCCCGGACACAGUGUGUGGAAAGGUACUUGAAGUUCAUCAAGCUGCCGUUGUCUCAGAGGAGGUUCUGCCGGAGGUGUCAGCAGUUGCUGUUGCCGGGUGACUGGGAGGAGCACCAGGAGCACCAGGUCGUGGGGGACAUCUCUAUCACCCAGUUGAAAAGGCCCAGUCGGCUCCUUUCUCCGCUGGAAAAUAAGAAGACAAAUGCCCAGUACCUGUUUGCUGAUAGGAGCUGUCAGUUCUUGGUCGACCUGCUUUCUGCCCUCGGGUUCAGGAGAGUGCUGUGUGUGGGCACACCGCGGUUGCACGAGCUGAUCAGGUUGAAAGCAUCAGGUGACAAGUCUAACAUUAAAAGCCUUUUAUUGGAUAUUGAUUAUCGGUAUUCACAGUUUUAUAUGGAAGAUAGCUUUUGCCAUUAUAACAUGUUCAACCAUCACUUCUUUGAUGGAGAGGCGGCCCUCGAAGUGUGCAGGACGUUUUUACAGGGCGGUGAAGGCGAAGCCGUCAUCAUGGUGGCAGAUCCUCCUUUUGGUGGCUUGGUGGAGCCUCUGGCUGUGACGUUCAAGAAGAUAAUUGCUAUGUGGAAAAAAGGUCAAAGCCAAGAUAACAGUCACGAAGAACUACCCAUCUUCUGGAUUUUCCCCUAUUUUUUUGAAUCCCGAAUUUGUCAGUUUUUUCCAAGCUUCCGAAUGCUGGAUUAUCAGGUAGAUUAUGAUAAUCAUGCACUUUAUAAACAUGGAAAGACAGGUCGGAAACAGUCUCCUGUGCGUAUUUUCACCAAUAUUCCACCCAGCAAAAUAGCCCUUCCUGCCGAAGAAGGGUACAGGUUUUGCCCUUUGUGUCAGCGAUAUGUUUCCCUAGAGAAUCAGCACUGUGAGCACUGUGGCUCUUGCACGUCCAAGGACGGUAGGAAAUGGAACCAUUGCUUUCUCUGCAAAAAGUGUGUAAAGCCUUCUUGGAUCCACUGCAGCACUUGCAAUUGCUGUGCUCUUCCAGAUCAUUCUUGCGAGGGCCCUAAAGACGGCUGCUUCGUUUGUGGUGAAUUAGAUCAUAAACGCAGCACUUGUCCUAACAUCUCUCUUUCUAAGAAAGUUAUCAGCGCUGUGAGAAAGCAGAAGCAAAGAAAAAGUAAUAAGAUGAAAGUGGAGACCGCCACAGGACAGUCCAUGAAUCACGCAUCUGCUACAAAAAAGAAGAAAAGGAGAGAAAGAGUCCAUCAAUAUCUUUGCUCUUAAAUGUCUAGUGACUUGAGAAUAAGAGAGAUUUAUAGCCCAACCUUUGAUAUCAUUUUCUGAAAGUGCCCUGCUGGACUUGAAUGCUGUCACUUUCAAAGGUGUGCACCUUUCUAAGCCACAUAGCAGGCAGGUGAUAUUUGCUAGUUUAUUGGCCCCUUGGCAGCAUCUCUGGGGACCCGGUGAGCUGCCCCAUCCUUAGCUGGUUUGCUGGCUGUCUCUCUGUCUCCUUUCUCCCUCUGAGUCCCUUCUCAUCAUAUUAUUUUAGCCUCUCUUCUCUGACAAGUGGGUGUAUAGCAUUCUUUUGCAGAGUCAGAAGAAAAUGAAAAUGUGAAGUUUUAUUUAUAUAAGAAUAUGUUAAGUAAGAUAAAUGUUUUAAAUUAAAUAUUAAAAUAUUGUACAGUGGCUUAAAGCCCACUUGCAAAGAGAAUUACAAUGACAGUUAUUUUUAGGUAGAAUCUAAAAAUGGUGCAAAGAAUUUUGACAAAGGUUGUCUGAAGAUACAAAGAUUAUAAUGAUGGUUACAUUAUUAAUAAAUAUUUAUUUUUCAA
This is a messenger RNA of Artibeus jamaicensis (Jamaican fruit-eating bat), 2100 nucleotides long. RefSeq names its product zinc finger CCHC-type containing 4 (gene ZCCHC4). Gene Ontology annotation, biological process: rRNA methylation. The transcript is spliced from 13 exons. Gene Ontology annotation, molecular function: rRNA (adenine-N6-)-methyltransferase activity; zinc ion binding. The coding region runs from base 5 to 1552 and encodes 515 amino acids. NCBI's taxonomy places the organism in Eukaryota, Metazoa, Chordata, Mammalia, Chiroptera, Phyllostomidae. Gene Ontology annotation, cellular component: nucleolus; cytoplasm. The record is from RefSeq and is a predicted model, not a curated record.